This is a messenger RNA of Lotus japonicus, 1026 nucleotides long. RefSeq names its product probable carboxylesterase SOBER1-like. The transcript has 6 exons. Lineage: Eukaryota; Viridiplantae; Streptophyta; Magnoliopsida; Fabales; Fabaceae. Gene Ontology annotation, biological process: protein depalmitoylation. Gene Ontology annotation, molecular function: carboxylic ester hydrolase activity; palmitoyl-(protein) hydrolase activity. The record is from RefSeq and is a predicted model, not a curated record. The coding region runs from base 96 to 854 and encodes 252 amino acids. Gene Ontology annotation, cellular component: cytoplasm.
GUCCUAUUUGUGAAUGUGAAAGGUGAGAGAAGGUUGAUAACAAUGCAACCGUGCAAGAUCCAUAUCCAGCAAAGUCAUCAUGAACGAGAUGAGAGAUGAAGAUCAUAAAGCCCAUUAUCUUGUUUACAAUCACAUUAAGUAGCGCUCUUCUCAUUCUCCUCCUAUUCCCCAAUAACCCUUCUUCUUCUUCUUCUUCAGUGUCCAUGUCGAUGUCUCGAAGCUUCAUUCUGUGGCUCCAUGGUCUGGGCGACUCGGGCCCUGCCAACGAACCCAUCAAGACCUUGUUCACUUCUCCUGAGUUCAGAACCACCAAAUGGUCCUUCCCUUCCGCACCGAACGCCCCAGUCACUUGCAACUAUGGUUCUGUAAUGCCUUCAUGGUUUGAUAUCCAGGAGAUUCCUGUCACAGCUGAUUCUCCUAAAGACGAGAGUAGUUUACUUAAAGCUGUUCGGAAUGUGCAUGCUACAAUAGAUAAGGAAAUAGCUGCUGGCAUAAACCCUAACAAUAUAUUUAUCUGUGGAUUCAGUCAAGGAGGUGCCUUGACCUUGGCUAGUGUUCUAUUGUACCCUAAAACCUUAGGUGGAGGUGCAGUCUUCAGUGGUUGGGUUCCAUUUAAUUCGUCUAACAUAGAACAAAUUACACCCGAGGCAAAGCGGACACCCAUAUUAUGGUCCCAUGGGUUGGCUGAUAGAACAGUAUUGUUCGAGGCCGGACAAGCAGGUCCCCCUUUCCUUGAAAAAAUUGGUGUUGGAUGUGAAUUUAAGGCUUAUCCUGGUCUUGGCCACUCGAUAAGCAAUGAAGAGUUGCGGUAUCUUGAGUCAUGGAUCAAGGCGCGCUUUCAGAGUUCUUCAUAAUUGUUAUUUCAGCUUUGGAUAUCAAACUCGGUUACUCAAUAAUAUGAAUGUAUAUGCUUGUGCUUGUGCAAACCUCCUGGUCAGCUGAUCUAUCUUGCUUUAUCCUAGUCAAUGUUUAGCAGAAACCAAAUUUCUUGCUUGAUCUCAUUUAUAAUAUGUUUUGAUUGACUUC